Messenger RNA from Aspergillus puulaauensis, 708 nucleotides. RefSeq names its product type 1 glutamine amidotransferase domain-containing protein. The coding region runs from base 1 to 708 and encodes 235 amino acids. NCBI's taxonomy places the organism in Eukaryota, Fungi, Ascomycota, Eurotiomycetes, Eurotiales, Aspergillaceae. Gene Ontology annotation, molecular function: glyoxalase III activity. The record is from RefSeq and is a predicted model, not a curated record. The transcript has 3 exons.
AUGGCACCCAAGGUCCUCAUCGUCCUCACCUCCUUCGACAAGAUCGAAGCCAACAACCACCCCACCGGCUGGUACCUGCCCGAAUUCGCACACCCCUGGGAAGUCCUGCACUCCAAGGCCGAGCUCACCAUCGCCUCCCCCAAUGGCGGCACCGCACCCCUAGACCCCUCCUCCGUCGCCAUGUUCGAGAACGACCCCGUCUCCUCCAAAUUCCUCAAGGAGCAGGAAUCCCUCUGGAAGAACACGGAGAAGCUGUCCGACGUGUUUCCUCGCGCGUCUGAGUUCGACGCCAUCUUCUACGUCGGUGGUCACGGCCCAAUGUUCGACCUCACAACCGAUAAAACCUCCAUCGCUCUAAUCCAGACUUUCGCGAAUGCACGCAAGCCCGUCGCAGCCGUCUGCCACGGCCCGUGCGUCUUCCUCAACGUAACCACCCCCUCAGGCAAACCCAUUGUCGAGAACGCAGAAGUCACCGGGUUCUCGAACACCGAGGAAGACCAGGCGAAUCUCAGCCAGGUGAUGCCGUUUAUGCUGGAGGAUGAGCUGCAGAAGAAGUCUGGCGGGAAGUAUGUCAAGGCGAACCAGCCUUGGGGCGAGAAGGUGGUUGUGGCCAAGGUUGCGGAGCUUGGGGGCCCGUUGAUUACGGGGCAGAACCCGGCCAGUGCGACGGGGGUUGGGGAGGCGCUUGUUAAGGCUCUAGGGCUGUAA